AUGCAGCGAGCUCUCUCUUCCCGGACCUCGGUCCUCUCUGCUGCUUCUAAGCGCGCCUCUUUCUCCAAGCCCACUGGCCUGAACCUCCAGCAGCAACGGUUUGCUCACAAGGAGCUCAAGUUCGGUGUCGAAGCUCGCGCUCAGCUCCUCAAGGGUGUCGACACACUCGCCAAGGCUGUCACAUCUACUCUAGGUCCUAAGGGUCGCAAUGUCCUGAUUGAGUCUCCCUACGGCUCCCCCAAGAUCACCAAGGAUGGUGUGACUGUCGCCAAGGCCGUUCAGCUCCAGGAUAAGUUCGAGAACCUCGGUGCCCGUCUCCUCCAGGAUGUCGCUUCCAAGACCAACGAACUUGCCGGUGACGGUACCACCACCGCUACUGUCCUCGCCCGUGCUAUCUUCUCCGAGACCGUCAAGAACGUUGCUGCGGGCUGCAACCCCAUGGACCUGCGCCGCGGUAUCCAGGCCGCUGUUGAGGCUGCUGUCGACUACCUCCAGCAAAACAAGCGUGAUAUCACUACCGGAGAGGAGAUCGCCCAGGUCGCUACCAUCUCCGCUAACGGCGAUACCCACGUCGGCAAGCUUAUCUCUACCGCCAUGGAGCGUGUUGGUAAGGAGGGUGUCAUCACCGUUAAGGAGGGCAAGACCCUUGAGGACGAGCUUGAGGUUACUGAGGGUAUGCGAUUCGACCGCGGUUACACCUCCCCCUACUUCAUCACCGACGCCAAGUCCCAGAAGGUCGAGUUCGAGAAGCCUUUGAUCCUCCUCUCCGAGAAGAAGAUCUCCGCUGUCCAGGACAUUAUCCCUGCCCUUGAGGCUUCCACCACUCUCCGCCGCCCUCUGGUUAUCAUCGCCGAGGACAUUGAGGGUGAGGCUCUCGCCGUCUGCAUUCUGAACAAGCUCCGUGGCCAGCUCCAGGUUGCUGCCGUCAAGGCUCCCGGCUUCGGUGACAACCGCAAGAGCAUCCUCGGUGAUCUUGGUGUCCUCACCAACGGUACCGUCUUCUCUGACGAGCUCGACAUCAAGCUUGAGAAGCUUACUCCCGACAUGCUCGGUUCCACCGGUGCCAUCACCAUCACUAAGGAGGACACCAUCAUCCUGAACGGUGAGGGCAGCAAGGACUCCAUCGCUCAGCGCUGCGAGCAGAUCCGUGGCGUCAUGGCUGACCCCACCACUUCCGAGUACGAGAAGGAGAAGCUCCAGGAGCGUCUCGCCAAGCUGUCCGGCGGUGUUGCCGUCAUUAAGGUCGGUGGUGCUUCCGAGGUCGAGGUCGGUGAGAAGAAGGACCGUGUUGUUGAUGCUCUCAACGCCACCCGUGCUGCCGUUGAGGAGGGUAUCCUCCCCGGUGGUGGUACCGCUCUCCUCAAGGCCUCCGCCAACGGUCUUGAGAACGUCAAGCCCGCCAACUUUGACCAGCAGCUCGGUGUCAGCAUUGUCAAGAGCGCCAUCACCCGCCCUGCUCGCACCAUUGUCGAGAACGCCGGUCUUGAGGGCAGCGUCAUUGUCGGCAAGUUGACCGAUGAGUUCUCCAAGGACUUCAACCGUGGUUUCGACAGCUCUAAGGGCGAAUACGUCGACAUGAUCGCCGCCGGUAUCGUCGACCCUCUCAAGGUCGUCCGCACCGCUCUCGUUGACGCUUCCGGUGUCUCCUCCCUGCUCGGUACCACCGAGGUUGCCAUCGUUGAGGCUCCCGAGGAGAAGGCCCCUGCUGCCCCUGGUGGUGGCAUGGGUGGUAUGGGCGGUAUGGGCGGCAUGGGUGGUGGCAUGUUCUAA
Molecule: messenger RNA, 1770 nt
Organism: Aspergillus mulundensis
Lineage: Eukaryota; Fungi; Ascomycota; Eurotiomycetes; Eurotiales; Aspergillaceae
Gene: hsp60
Product: chaperone ATPase HSP60
Exons: 3
Coding region: 1-1770 (589 amino acids)
Biological process (GO): protein refolding; apoptotic mitochondrial changes; mitochondrial unfolded protein response
Cellular component (GO): mitochondrial inner membrane; mitochondrial matrix
Molecular function (GO): ATP-dependent protein folding chaperone; ATP binding; protein-folding chaperone binding
Source: RefSeq, a predicted model, not a curated record